This is a messenger RNA of Chara braunii, 2080 nucleotides long. The record is from the annotation of a GenBank genome assembly. Lineage: Eukaryota; Viridiplantae; Streptophyta; Charophyceae; Charales; Characeae.
ACAAGAUCGAGGCCAUCCGCGUAUGGCCCGAGCCCACCAACACCACGGACGUUCGUUCAUUCAUGGGGUUGGCAGACUAUUAUCAGCGUUUCAUCACCGGAUACUCAAGGAUUGUCGCACCUCUGACGAGACUACAAUCGCCAAAGGUGCCAUUCGUAUUCGAUGACGACGCGCGCCAGGCUUUCCAAGCACUCAAGACGGCUAUGCUCAUGGCACCCGUCCUUAGCAUCUACGACCCCACUCUGCCUACGAGAGUGACGACUGACGCUUCCGGUUACAGCAUUGGGGCAGUCUUGGAGCAGCACGACGGCGAGGAUUGGCACCCUAUGGAGUAUUUCAGCCACAAAGUGCCUCCCAUCAAUUCUCUGGAUGAUGCAAGGAAGAAGGAGUUGCUUGCGUUCGUCAUGGCUCUCAAGCGAUGGCGGCACUUCCUUCUUGGGCGUCGUAGGUUCACAUGGGUCACGGACAAUAACCCAUUGACCUACUACAAGACGCAGGACACGGUGAGCAGCACGAUUGGACGGUGGAUGUACUUCAUCGACCAGUUUGACUUCACACCGAAACACCGACACUUCAUCAAGGGCUAUCAGUCUGACCCAGAGUUUGCUACGUUGUAUGCGCAACUAUCUUCGGAUCMCCCGCCGGCCAGCCACUAUCGCAUUGCCGACGGGUACUUGCUCCUCCACUCGAGAGGCAAGGACUUACUGUGUGUCCCACGCGACCGCCGUCUUCGGACUCGCCUUCUCGACGAGUAUCAUGAUUCGCGACUCGCCGGCCAUUUCGGAGUCAAUCGCACGAUUGCACGGCUUCGACAACGAUUCCGAUGGCCCGACCUCAUUUCCGAUGUCAUGCGGUAUUGCGAUUCUUGCGAAGUUUGCCGAUGCAGCAAUCCCCGCAACCGCAAUCCCUAUGGCGAGUUACGCCCGAUGCCUAUCCCCCGGGAACCCGGUAUCUCCAUUGCUAUGGAUGUCACCGGUCCGUUUCCUCGAGACCGGCUCGGGCACGACGGCAUCCUCACGGUUGUGGACCGAUUGAGCAAGUAUGCACGUUUUCUUCCUUGCAAGUACUACUCCACAGCUCCCAAGCUGGCACGCUUCUUGCACACCGGUUGGAUUUGUGGCCACGGCGUACCCGAGGACAUAGUCAGUGACCGCGACACUCGUUUCAUGUCGACUUUUUGGACCUCUCUCAUGCAGGUGUCCGGCACGACGAUGAAACCCAGUUCGGCUCGGCAUUCACAAACAGACGGGCAAACGGAGCGGGCACAUCAGACCGCUCAAGUGAUGCUUCGUACGCUCAUCCGUCCGGACCAGAAAGAUUGGGUUGACCGCCUCCCCGACAUCGAGUUCGCCUACAACACUUCAGUGCACCCGGCGAUCGGUGUAACUCCAUUCGAGUUGCACCACGGUGGACGGAAAGGCCGUAUCUUCGCUGAUCUUCUCCUCCCUCGACCAGCCGACAUUGACGCCGCUUGCUCUCUCGCUUCCGUCCGGAAGUACAGGGAAUUGCUGGCUCAAGCCCGCACAAACAUGCAAAAGGCUCAAGUCCGCAUGCAGCAGCAAGCCAACAGGCACCGCGUACCAUGUCCCAUCCACGUCGGAGAUCGAGUUUCGGUCUCCUCGGAAGAGUUUGCAUUGGAACAGGAUGUCUCACGCAAACUACUCCCUAAGUGGUUUGGACCAUGGACAGUGACAUCAGCCGCGGGCGAUGAGCCCGAUGGCCCUUCAUUUGUGAUCGACAUUCCUGAGCAUCUUACGGUCCAUCCAGUCUUUCAUGCGUCAAAGCUGGCAACAUAUACACCAGCUAAGAGCGAUGACUUCCCGGGACGACGAUCGCAGGACCCUCCUUCUAUGGAUGGUCAUCAGGAGGUUGACCGCGUCAUCUCAGAUCACAAGUAUGGCAGCAAGCCGCGCCAGUACAAAGUUACAUUCAGAGCAUGCGAUCCCGACGACACUCGGUGGAUUUCAGGAGCAGAUUUGAAAGCNUUUUUUUAAGUCCAUGGUGUUGUAGAGGCCAGUCACUGAGCACACAGUGAUCACCUGGAGCAGUAGGCCGUGGGUGUCCUGGAAUAUGAGACCAC